AUGUUGUGCCAGGUGUUGACGGGUCAGGAGGGUAUCAACGGGCACAGAGCAGCCAUGAGGCACAUUCACGUAGAACUGACGCGCGGCAGCAAGGAGGAGCUGGCUCCUGUGGAGCUUCCAUCCCACGAGGGGGACCUGUCUCCUCCUGUGGCCCCCUCACAGGGCCCAGAUCCUGGGGUGAUGGUCGGGGUUUCCAGGCACUUUGGUCAGGAGCAGCUGCGUCUCCAGAAGGUCUACCAGCUCUCUAUCUUCUCCCAGCUGGGGGGGUUCUCAACCUCCGACCCCCCCAGGACAUGUGAGGCCCAGCCGGGACAGGACCCUCGGAUGGCCAGGCCAGGGGUCAAGAGGGGCCUGGAGGAGCCCAAGCUUAGCCACAAAUGGCCCCACCUGGCUGGGGACACAUACAGAGAUGGUGACGCCCUGGAAGAAGGGGUUCUGUGUGGGCCAGGACCUGGGGUAGGGGUUGGGAUGGGGGUAGGGCAGGUAUUCUCCUGCAUCAUGGUGGAUCACAGAGACUCAGGUGGGGACCUGUCACCUAGAUCCCCCCCACCUGAACCCCUCUCCCCCGGCCACACCCCCGCCCGACGCCCCGCCCAGCACAACCACGACAGGCCCGUCCCGGACCCGUGGGCUCCACUGUCUCCCAAGUCACCUCCCAUGGUGGAGCCCCACAGCCCCCCUGGCCCCCGCAGCCCGUUACCCAGCACAGAGCCUCCUUCUGAUCCUGGAGGGUCCGGGGAGGGCUGCAGUAGUGGCUCCUCAUCGGUACAGCGUCAGCCCAACUCCUGCUAUGACGAGGGCUCCCUCUCCCCCCACUACCUUCUCACCACAGACCCCCAGGGGCCCGGGGAGGGCAAAGAGUGUGGGGCCGAACUGGAAUCCUCCCCGCCCCAUCCCAGUACCACAGCAUCCAUCAACGAGCUGGCCUCCCUGGAGAAGACCCCCAGCACCAGCGGGUUCCGUGGGGUCCCCUCGGUCCCCGGCCCUGCUAAGAAGAAACUUCUAUCCUCUAGCGACACAGCAGAGUCGUGUUCGGAGGAUGAGGGCCCCUCUACCUCUAAGAGGAGCCGUCUUGCACUGCUGGCCCCUGGCUUAGGGCUGGCCUCCUGCAGGGGCACCGAUGCCAAGGCUGCCCCCUUCUGGAACCACCUGCUGCCUAAUGCACAGGGCCGGGACCAUGUCAAGGAGUCGAUCCUGAAGGGUCGUUUCUCUCCGUCGGGUCGUAUCGAGGGCUUCACAGCAGAGAUCGGUGCCAGCGGAUCCUACUGCCCUCAACACGCCACUCUGCCUGUACACGUCACUUACUAUGACAUCUCAGAGCACAGCGCACCCUCACCCUUCUUGGGCGUGAUCUCCUUGGAGCCUCUUGGAAAGAAAGGAUACAGCGUACCCAAAGCAGGGACCAUCCAAGUGACCUUAUUCAACCCAAAUAAAACUGUGGUGAAGAUGUUCCUCGUGACCUAUAACUUUGGGGACAUGCCCGUCAAUCACAUGACCUUCCUGCGUCACCGCAUCUUCCUGGUUCCCGUGGAGGAGGCGGGGCCAGAUGGGAAGGGGGAGGGGCCUACAGAGCCCAGGGUAAUGCCCACAGAGAGGAAGAAGAUUCUCUGCUACCUGAUACACCUCAGAUUCCAGAGCUCCAAAUCUGGGAAGAUUUACCUGCACAACGAUAUCCGGCUGCUUUUCUCCCGCAAGUCCAUCGAGGUGGACACAGGGAUCCCUUACGAGCUCAAAUCUUUCACCGAGGUGCCAAGAAACCCCAAAUACUCCCCCCGUUUGUGA
This is a messenger RNA of Salmo salar (Atlantic salmon), 1782 nucleotides long. NCBI's taxonomy places the organism in Eukaryota, Metazoa, Chordata, Actinopteri, Salmoniformes, Salmonidae. The record is from RefSeq and is a predicted model, not a curated record.